AUGGCCUCCGGGCCGCCCUCGCCGUCCGGCAAACCCUACUCCCGCAAAUCUCACGCCCGCUCCAAGGCUCCCAGCGUCCCCUCCUUCGACGCCCACAACGGCCCGCUCCUCCCCACCGUCACCUUCUCGCUGCCCUCCACGACCGCCUCCCGCCUGGAGCUGCGCCGCCGCCUCUCCGCCGAGCUCUCCCAGGUGCGCGCCGCCGCCAAGCGCCUCAACUCCCUCCCGGCUCCCGCCCCCUCCUCGGCGCUCUCCGCCACCGACCCCUCCACGCCGCUCCCGCCGCAUCCGCCGGCGUCCAAGCACAAGUCCAAGAAGGGCGGGGGAGCCCCGCACCCGCACCCGCACCCGCACCUCUCGGCGGAGGCGCGGCGCAAGCUUUACGCGCCCGUGUUCAAGACCUGCUCCGCGCUGCUCCAGAGGCUGAUGAAGCACAAGCACAGCUGGGUGUUCAACAAGCCGGUAGACGCGAGCGCGCUUGGCCUGCACGACUACCAUACAAUCAUCACCAAGCCCAUGGACCUCGGCACAGUCAAGUCAAAGCUAGGGGCCGGACAGUACAAGUCACCUCGGGAAUUCGCAGGUGAUGUGCGUCUGACGUUCCAGAAUGCCAUGACGUACAACCCCAAGGGGCAGGACGUGCACUUCAUGGCCGAGCAGCUGCUGAACAUGUUUGAGGAGAAGUGGCCGGAGAUUGAGGCUGAGGUAGCUCAGCUAUCACCACAGCCUCCAACACCAUCCUCAGCGGCACCCAGGAAGUCAAAGGAGAUAGAUAAUUCUAGGGUAUUAGAGAGGUCGGAUUCCACAGUUCAUGCUGCUGGGAUGGAGGCUACCCAGAAGACACACACUGGCAGACCCCCAGUUUUAAAGAAGCCCAAGGCAAGGGAGCCCAAUAAGAGGGAUAUGACAUUCUGGGAGAAGCAGCGGCUUAGCAAUAACCUCCAGGAUUUGCCACCGGAGAAGCUAGACAAUGUUGUUCAGAUCAUAAAGAAGAGGAACUUGUCACUCAGCCAGCAUGACGAUGAGAUUGAGGUUGAUAUCGAUAGCUUUGAUGUUGAAACAUUAUGGGAGCUUGAUAGAUUUGUGACAAACUAUAGGAAGAGUAUAACUAAGAAUAAGCGGAAGGCUGAGCUUGAGCUUUCUGCGGUAAGGCCGGAUGAAGCUGAUCCUGAUCAGGAGCCAGAGAAGGUAGAACAUGUGAGGCAGGACGAGCCAGAUCAGGAUCAAAUUCCUGCAGUACAAGAGCCGAUUCCUGAACCAGAAGCAGUCGAUGUUGAGCUACCUAAGGAAAAUGCAGCAGAUGACAAUGAGAGAUUUGUGGGUGAAUCAUCACCUGGUCAUUUGGAAGAUCAGAAGGGAGAGAAUGCUGGUAGAUCAAGUAGUUCUGGAAGCUCUAGCAGUGACUCGGGGUCAUCCUCUAGUGAUACGGACUCAGAUAGUUCAUCAGCAGAUGGUUCUGAUGCUGGCAUGCUGCACAAUCACCGAGAACGUAGCAUCUAUAGGCCAGGGCACAUGAAAGAAUAG
This is a messenger RNA of Miscanthus lutarioriparius, 1524 nucleotides long. NCBI's taxonomy places the organism in Eukaryota, Viridiplantae, Streptophyta, Magnoliopsida, Poales, Poaceae. The record is from the annotation of a GenBank genome assembly.